AACUUUGGUGUAGGAUAGACGUAGGGGCUCCCAGCGCCGAACCUUUGCAACAUGGCAAAGCGGAAUUCUAAACGCGAGCCCGUAAAGGAGAUUGAGGAAGUGGCUUCUGAGGAUGAGGAUGAACUAGAUGAGCUUGAAUUGGAUGGCGACGUGAGCGACACAGAAGAUGAACGCGCCGACGACGGCGAGGCGGACGACGAGGACGAGGCGGGGGACGUUGACGCCGAGGGCAAUGAAGAUGAAAUUGAGGAUGCGAUGCUGGAGCUGAUGGCGGCCCAAGCGGAGGAGGCGCAGCGGAGGGCCGCCGCCAGAGCGGCGUCUGGAAGGCCUGAGGCCAGCACUCGCACUCAGGGCAAGUCACACGCGGGGGCGGCAGCUGCUGCCGUGGAGGGGACUGCUGCCCCGGAGGACGAGGCAGCUGACAACAGCUCGGAGGAGGACGCGGGGCCAGGCUCACAUGGCCCCGACCCCGGCUCUGACUCAAGUGAGGACGAGCGGCCCAACCGCAACACAGUGGGCAAUGUGCCGCUGGUGUGGUACAAGGACGAGGAACACAUCGGCUACGACAUUGAGGGUGCCCGCAUCACCAAGGCGCAGCGCAAGGACCGCCUGCAGCAGCUGCUGGACAGGAACGACUCCAAAAAGGCCCUGCGCACCAUCUAUGACCCCUACAACGACGAGGAGGUGACCCUGAGCAAGGAGGAGCUGGCCAUGGUGAUGCGCAUACGGGCCGGCCAGUUCCCGCACCUGGAGGUCAACCCGCACGAGACAGAGCACACCUGGUUCACAGACCCCCGGGACGCUGAGGUGAUGCCCAUCGUGGACCGGCCCGAGCCCAAGAGCCGCUUCGUGCCGUCCAAAUGGGAGGAGCAAAAGAUUGUGAAGCUGGUCCGCGCCAUCCGCAAGGGCUGGAUCAAGGUAGCGCCCAAGAAGACGCCCGAGCAGGAGGAGGAGGAGCGAGCAGCCGGCCCGCCCGCAUACCUGCUGUGGGCGGACGACGGCCUGACGGACGAGGCUGCGGCGAAGGCUGGCAGCGGCCUCACCUACAUCCCCGCGCCCAAGCUGCAGCUACCGGGGCACGCCGACUCCUACAACCCGCCCGCAGAGUACCUGCCAACAGAGGAGGAGGUGGCUGCCUGGCAGAUGGCCGACCCCGAGGACCGGCCCAAGGCACUGCCGCAGGCCUUCACCAGCCUGCGAGCCGUACCCGCCUACACCGACUUCAUCAAGGAGCGCUUCGAGCGUUGCCUGGACCUGUACCUGUGCCCCCGAGUGCGCCGGAAGAGACUGGACAUCAAGUCCCCCGAGCAGCUGGUGCCGCAGCUGCCCAAGCCCCGCGACCUGCAGCCCUUCCCCACCACCCUGGCGCUGGCCUACGAGGGCCACAUGGGCCCCGUGGCGUCCAUCGCGCCCGACCCCUGGACCGGCCAGUGGCUGCUCAGCGGCGGACAGGACGGGACAUUGAGGCUGUGGGAGGUGCGCACUGGGCGCUGCUGGCGCACGUGGGUGCUGGAGGGCCCGGUCAGUGCGGUGGCCUGGUGCCCGCAGGCCGGGCUGCGGCUGGUCAGUGCGGCGGUGGGCAACUGCGUGGUCCUGCUGCCCAGCGGCACGGGGCCGGAGGAGGCGGAGGAGGCGGCGGCGGAGGCGCUGCGGGUACCUGCUGAGGCGGCUGAGGCAGGGGAGGAGGCUCUGGCUCGCUGGGAGCCCUUCAGCUGCCGGCCCGUUUCCGGGGGGUCGGGUGGCGGCGAGGAGGCGAGCAGCAGCGGUGCGGGUCUGGCGGUGCGGCUCAGGUUUCCGGUGCGCUCACUGGCCUGGCACGGCCGUGGCGACUACUUCGCAAGUGUGGCGCCCACUGGAAACACACAGGCUGUGGUGGUGCACCAGCUGUCAAAGCGCGCCAGCCAGAACCCCUUCCGCAAGAACCGCGGCCGUGUGGUGCGAGUGGCCUUCCAUCCCACCAAGCCCUUCUUCUUCGUGGCCACACAGAACCACGUUCGUGUGUACAACCUGGCGAAGCAGGCUCUGGCCAAGAAGCUGCUGGGCGGCGGCGGCGUGCUGAGCUGCCUGGCGCUGCACCCGGGCGGCGACCACGUGCUGGUGGGCAGUGACGACAAGCGGGUGGCCUGGUACGACCUGGACCUCAGCACCAAGCCCUACAAGGCGCUCAGGUACCACUCCGCGCCGCCCCGCGCCGUGGCCUUCCACCGCUCAUACCCGCUGUUCGCCUCGGCCGCAGACGAUGGCACCGUGCAGGUGUUCCACGGCAUGGUGUAUGCAGACCUGCUGACGAACCCGCUCAUCGUGCCCGUCAAGAUCCUGCGCGGCGGGCACACAGUCACGGCCAGUGAGGGCGUGGCGGACUGCGCCUUCCACCCCACACAGCCCUGGAUUUUCACGGCGGGGGCGGACUCCAAGAUCCUGCUAUACUGCAACUAGGGAGUUAGGGCUGAGGAGGCGCACGGGGGGAAAGGGGGAUGUAAGAUUGGGAGGCAGGUGAGUGUGCUUGCCGCAGCAGGCAGGUGGUGGGCGUGCAAGGGCGACUGAGGCGCUGCACAGCGGUGCACGAGUGCACCAGCAGGCACAGUCCAGCCGGUCGUGAUGUACCGACUAUGUACCGACUAUGACUCUUGGAACUGUGCAAUUGUGCUUGUGUGCACUAACUUGACAGGCAAGGUGACAGCAGGGGUUGCUUUUUAUGGGCAAUUGACUUUAUCAUUGGUUGUCCCCGCGUCAGCGUCCAGACUUGAUCACCCUGGUACGCGGCCGGGCAUCGGUUUGUUUGGGUACGGAAGGGCACCACUUGCUGGACUGCUGCUUGAAACCUGUCGGGCCGUGGGGACUGUGGGGAGGCUUUGGCAGCGGAGCAUCAGCGCGGUAGUAGGGCCGGCCACGGCAUGUGGUGAAAGGGAACAUCCGGGUUGUUCGGCACGAUGGGUGAAUGCUGCCUUGGGAUCAAGGUUUGAGACUGGAGCAGCUUGUAGCGCGAGCUUGACGGCGGGGCUAGCAGCCUGUCGUGUGAUGUCGUGUCUGUGGUUUGCCGCUGCUGCAUACCCCCCCCCCUUGGGGUGGCUCUGCUGUGUGUGCUGUGCUGAGCGGUAGGUUGUUGCCGGUGCCUGUCGGGUGACUCAGUGCGUGUGACUCAGCGUGUCAAACCCGGUCCUGCAUGGGAGCCGCUACAGGCCCAGCGGGGGUAUGCCGGGCCAGCGAGUCCCUGACUCGCUGGUUGUGUUGCCAACAGCGCAAGCUAGCAGACUGUGUAUCAGACUGUGUCAACCAACCCAUCGCGAGCAUUAGCCUUGUCCGUUCCUUCGCUUCUGAAACGUUAGCAUCCCACUACGUUAGACUGCGUCAGCCUGCCUCGCGCCAGCAGCAGCAGCCAGCCUCCGUGGCUGAAUCGCUCAUCAUUGGUUGUCCCCGCGUCAGCGUCCAGACUUGAUCACCCUGGUACGCGGCCGGGCAUCGGUUUGUUUGGGUACGGAGGGCACCACUUGCUGGACUGCUGCUUGAAACCUGUCGGGCCGUGGGGACUGUGGGGAGGCUUUGGCAGCGGAUUGGAGACGGAGCAUCAGCGCGGUAGUAGGGCCGGCCACGGCAUGUGGUGAAAGGGAACAUCCGGGUUGUUCGGCACGAUGGGUGAAUGCUGCCUUGGGAUCAAGGUUUGAGACUGGAGCAGCUUGUGGCGCGAGCUUGACGGCGGGGCUAGCAGCCGGGCGGGAACGGUCCCAUGGGGCC
Chlamydomonas reinhardtii is the source of this 3732-nucleotide messenger RNA. RefSeq lists its product as uncharacterized. The record is from RefSeq and is a predicted model, not a curated record. The transcript has 13 exons. NCBI's taxonomy places the organism in Eukaryota, Viridiplantae, Chlorophyta, Chlorophyceae, Chlamydomonadales, Chlamydomonadaceae. Gene Ontology annotation, molecular function: protein binding; ribonucleoprotein complex binding. Gene Ontology annotation, biological process: maturation of LSU-rRNA from tricistronic rRNA transcript (SSU-rRNA, 5.8S rRNA, LSU-rRNA); ribosome biogenesis. Bases 52 to 2436 code for a protein of 794 amino acids. Gene Ontology annotation, cellular component: preribosome, large subunit precursor; PeBoW complex.